Trematomus bernacchii (emerald rockcod) is the source of this 2394-nucleotide messenger RNA. RefSeq names its product tripartite motif-containing protein 16-like. The transcript has a single exon. The record is from RefSeq and is a predicted model, not a curated record. Gene Ontology annotation, molecular function: protein binding; zinc ion binding. Bases 208 to 1872 code for a protein of 554 amino acids. NCBI's taxonomy places the organism in Eukaryota, Metazoa, Chordata, Actinopteri, Perciformes, Nototheniidae.
UCUCAGACACAGCCAGCUCCACUCUGUAUUUCCUGGUUCCUCCCCUUUAGAUCUACACUGAGGAGGAUGGGUGUAACCAACAUACGGGUAAAGUACAAGAGCUGAUAGGCCAAAUUCACCGCCCACACACAUGUUGUUCAGAUCGCAGCUCAUAGUUUCAGCUCUCAGGAAGUGAAACUCACACACUCACUCUCACUGAGAGGUGAAAUGGCGCAGAAAGGAGUUCAGCUGGACCGGGAAAUCUUAUCUUGUCCGAUCUGUCUGGAUCUACUGAAGGAUCCGGUGACGACUACCUGUGGACACAGCUACUGCAUGAAGUGUAUUAAAGGCUUCUGGGAUGGAGAGGAUGAGAAGAAGAUCCACAGCUGCCCUCAGUGUAGGCAGAGCUUCACACCGAGGCCUGUCCUGCUGAAAAACACCAUCAUAGCAGCUUUAGUGGAGGAGCUGAAGAAGACUGGAUCCCCACCUGCUCCUGCUGAUCUCUGCUAUGCUGGAGCUGAAGAUGUGGCCUGUGAUGUCUGCACUGGGAGAAAACUGAGAGCCUGUAAGUCCUGCCUCGUGUGUCUGGCCUCUUAUUGUGACAAACACCUCCAGCCUCAUUAUGAAUUACCUGUCUUUAAAAAACACAAGCUGGUGGAGCCCUCCAAGAAGCUCCAGGAGAACAUCUGCUCUCGUCACGACGAGGUGAUGAAGAUGUUCUGCCGCACUGAUCAGCAGUGUAUCUGUUAUCUCUGCUCUGUGGACGAACACAAAGGCCACGACACAGUGUCAGCUGCAGCAGAGAGGACUGAGAGGCAGAGAGAGCUGGAGGGGAGUCGACAAAACAUCCAGCAGAGAAUCCAGGACAGAGAGAAGGAGGUGAAGCUGCUUCAGCAGGAGGUGGAGGCCGUCAAUGGCUCUGCUGAUAAAGCAGUGGAGGACAGUGAGAAGAUGUUCACUGAGCUGAUCCGUCUCAUGGAGGAAAGAAGCUCUGAUUUGAAGCAGCAGGUCAGAUCCCAGCAGAAGAGUGAAGUGAGUCGAGUCAGAGAGCUUCAGGAGAAGCUGGAGCAGGAGAUCUCUGAUCUGAAGAGGAGAGACGCUGAGCUCAAGCUGCUCUCUCACACAGAGGAUCACAACCAGUUUCUGCACAGCGACCCCUCACUGUCAGCCCUCAGUGAACCUACGUACUCAUCCAGCAUCAACAUCCGUCCUCUGAGCUACUUUGAGGACGUGACGGCAGCCCUGUCAGCAGUCAGAGACAAACUACAGGACGUCCUGAGAGAGGAAUGGACAAACGUCUCACAGACUGAAGUGGAUGUUUUACUGUCAGCAGCAGAGCCCACCACCAGAGCUGGGUUCUUACAAUAUUCACAGGAGAUCACUCUGGAUCCAAACACAGCAUACACAAAGCUGGUAUUAUCUGAGGGGAGCAGAAAAGCAACAUUCAUCAAACAACAACAGUGUUAUUCUAGUCACCCAGACAGAUUCACUACAUAUUAUCAGGUCCUGAGUAGAGAGAGUCUGACUGGACGGUGUUACUGGGAGGUGGAGUGGAGAGGUGCAGUUCGUGUAGCAGUCGCAUACAAGAAUAUCAUCAGAGCAGGGAGGGGGGGUGAAUGUUUAUUUGGAUACAAUGACAAAUCUUGGUCCUUAGAUUGUGACCAAAACAGUUAUUCAUUUCGUUACAACAGUAUCCCCACUCCCGUCUCAGGUCCUCGGUCCUCCAGAGUAGGAGUGUACCUGGAUCACAGAGCAGGUAUUCUGUCCUUCUACAGCGUCUCUUUAACCAUGACUCUCCUCCACAGAGUCCAGACCACAUUCACUCAGCCGCUACAUGCUGGAGUUCGGCUUUAUGGUAAUGGAGCCACAGCUGAGUUUUGUAAACUGAAAUAGCCUGAAGUCAUUUGAGGAGCUCUUCUACUUCUUAAACUCAUUGUGUGUCCAUCAUUGUUGCUGAGAGCUGAUUGUUCAUGUCUUCACUGCACAGAGAUCAGCUGUCAAUCAAACAUUAUGGGAUGUGCUUUAACAUCUUCUCAUGAGUUGUUCUGUAGAUGUUGGAGUUUCUUCAGGCGGCGCUCCUUCCUGUGUCUGUGUAGCCAUGGAGGCUGUCACUGCUCAGGAGGAUUUCUGUUAACCUCAACUGAUAUUUCUCUGCAUGAAAAUGUAAAGUUUGCUCUAAAUAUCUGUUGAAUAUUUCCAUUGAUGCAUUUAUAUUGAGUUAUUUCUCUUUGAAUGCCUGAGUCUUAAGAGAGAAAGCAGCAGAGCUUCUUUCAUUGUAGAUAUUUUAUUCUCCCUGCUCUGGAAAAAAGAAAAUACAUUUAUAAUGACGUGUAUUUUCACAGACUAAAUGUUAUUGUUGUUUCCAAAGUCGACUAACAAAUGAGGAACUUUGAUGUUAAUAAAAUGUGUUUGAUC